This is a messenger RNA of Cylindrotheca closterium, 309 nucleotides long. Lineage: Eukaryota; Bacillariophyta; Bacillariophyceae; Bacillariales; Bacillariaceae. The record is from the annotation of a GenBank genome assembly.
AUGUUGACUUUUGGAGUCGCAAGAACAAGCCUCCAAAAUGGCCACAUCAAGGCAGGCGUUCUCCCCAAUUUCUUGGAUUCUUGCAAUACGGCGUCUCGGGAACUUCCACUUUGGUCGGGCCAUGUUCUGGAACUCUGGAAGAACUUGAUGAACUUUGCCAUUGAGAAGAAUUCAGGUGACUUCCGCCCACAAGGGAUGCAGACCAUCCAGCUGUUGAACUUGGAGGCUCAAGCCCACUACAAGAAGCCGCGUUGGGCUGAAAUGAAGAAUGCUGAGGAGGGUGACAUCAUCCCCAAAGGACAGUGUUGA